GCUUGCUACUCAGCUUGCAGUUUGAAACAUACUAGAAAUUUGUCUUGUGAAAUGAAAAAUUCAAGUAAAUAUGCUUCUUCUUCUACUACUUGUGCAGCAGCAGCAGCAGUUGAUAGGAAAACCAUUGAAAAGAAUAGAAGAAGUCAUAUGAAAGCUGUUUGCUUCAAACUUGUCUCUCUUAUCCCUCCCACUACUAGUACUCAUGACAACAACCAUUCCUCCAAGAAGGAUAUAGCUCAGAUGGAUCUGAUAGAUCAAGCAGCUAAUUACAUACAAGAACUGACAAAGAGAAUAGAUAAACUCAAGAGAAAGAAAGAUUUAUUAACAGCAACCACAUUGCCGAAUACUGAUCACUGUGGUGAUCAAGAUAUUAUAACUACCAAUGCUGCUGCUGUUGUUGCUGCUAGUUUUACUUGUUCAUUAAAUACGUCUACUGAGAUUUGUGGUAACGAUUUAUUGGAUUUGCCGAUACUCCAAGUAAGGAUCUUUGAUAGUACUACUUUGGAAGUAGUUUUGAUAACUGGGAUGAACAAACAAUUCUUGUAUUAUCAACUAAUUACUGUCCUUGAAGAAGAAGGGUCUGAAAUCGUCAAUGCUAGUUUUGCUACUGUUGAUGACAAGAUUUUCUAUACAGUUGAUUCUCAGGUUAGAGCUGGGGCUGACACUUCAAGGAUAUGUGACAGAUUGAAGAAACUAGUUUCUUAAGCGAACUUUGGCAUGAACCAAAUGUAGCAGACCUUUUUGCAUAAAUUGAAAGCGAAUUGGGAACAAACUUAAACUGG
Molecule: messenger RNA, 782 nt
Organism: Papaver somniferum (opium poppy)
Lineage: Eukaryota; Viridiplantae; Streptophyta; Magnoliopsida; Ranunculales; Papaveraceae
Product: transcription factor bHLH162-like
Exons: 3
Coding region: 52-705 (217 amino acids)
Biological process (GO): regulation of transcription by RNA polymerase II
Cellular component (GO): RNA polymerase II transcription regulator complex
Molecular function (GO): DNA-binding transcription factor activity, RNA polymerase II-specific; RNA polymerase II transcription regulatory region sequence-specific DNA binding; protein dimerization activity
Source: RefSeq, a predicted model, not a curated record